GCCUAAGACAGGCGGUCCCCCACUAAAGGACCACUUCUCGGCCUCUAACAAGGGCGCCAAGUCAAUCCAUCAUCAUCAUCAGGGGCCCUUCAUUCUCACCAACCUAAGAACUCCGAAGACUCCGACGACCAUGCUCCGUAAACGUCAGAAGCCAGACGCUGGACUUUCUUCUUCACCUUUAAAGAAACAACCAUCCUCCGAGAUGCCGUCACCGAGUAAUUGGAGCCUGCGGUCGCAAUGGAUGUUCUUUGCGGUUGCCAGUGGUGCUUGCGCUGCUUUCAAUGGAGUUUUUGCAAAGUUGACAACUACACAACUCACCACCAACCUAUCCGACAGCAUUGCGAAACUGAUCGGCUUGUCCGCUCAUGAGCAUAUAGUCGAAUAUCUCGUUCGCGGCAUAUUCUUUGUCCUUAAUUUAACAUUCAAUGGCGUUAUGUGGACGCUGUUUACUCAGGCUCUUGCCCGUGGUACAUCCACAACUCAAGUCUCCAUCAUGAACACAUCCACGAACUUCAUGGUUACCGCUGUCCUAGGCGCCUUGAUCUUCUCAGAAGUUCUUCCUCCUCUGUGGUGGGCUGGUGCUGCGCUUCUUGUCGCAGGCAAUGUCAUCGUGGGACGGAAGGAUGAGACCAAAGAUGCUGGUGCCGCGGCCGCUGCUGAAGGGCCGAGUUAUGUUCCUUUGCCGACUGAAGAUGAUGGAGCACAGCGGGAUGACGACGAGGAUGUUAUUGAUUUGGGCAGAGAGUCGGAUGAGAGAACACGAUAGACAGGCUGGCUAGUCACACAGUCGUGGUGCAGGAUGCCAAGAGAGACCUGCUGUUGGAUCUUUGAUAGAAUUGAGACAUUUAGCAUAAGUUGAAAAAAAAAUAAAAAAUAGAUUCAAUCCCGAACACCAGCGUAUCAUGCACGUUUCUAUAGUAACAGAUAAUAAAAGGUAACAAUCAACAUGUUCAUACAAUUACCGCCGACUCUCCAGCUCAACACCUUCAUCGAGCACCUCCUCGUCGCCGUUCAAUAUUUGCCCUCUCCCCAGUGGCCGCUCACCACCAGAAGUGCUUGUCAAGCGAAUCCGGCCUCCUGAGUAUCUUGAGACUCGGCCAGAGAACCAGUUACCGGCUCUUUGGAAAAGGGCCCAAAGUUGCUCUUGCCCCUCUUCGAUACGAUGAUCAUCCUUGGGGUUCUCGGCGGCUUCGACCUUGAAUUGGUAUUUCAGGCAGUCUUUGACGGUUACGAGACCAGUGAGCUUGCCAUGAUAUUCAAUCAAUAUAACUCGAGGUCCGAUCUUUUGAAACAACUCCAUGACAGUCUCGAGGGGUAGUCUCGGGUGAGCUGUGACGGGUGUUGCAUCAACAUAUCGGCUAAAGUCGAGAGUUGAAGAGUGUGAUGAGUCGCCAUGGAUGUUGUUAAGCGAUGUACUUGACAGAUUCGCCGACGACGGUGCAAAUGUGCAUUUUGCAGUCUCUGAUAAUGGUGAGGUUCGACUCAUCUUAUCAAUGGCAUAUCGCAACUCCGUACUGCCAAUAUAACCAACAAGCACCUUGGUGUGUUUGUCUUCCACCACAGGGAAGCCUUGAUACCGAUCAUCAGCAAGGAGGCUCUGGACUUCGCCCAAGGUAAGUCCAUGAGCGGGCAUCGAGACAACGGAAGUUCUCAUGACAGCCGACACAGGAACCCCGAAAUUGUGCUCCUCUUUACUGUCAAGGAACGGCAUUCCGCUAAACCAUAUCAUUCUAUCUGCAAUGCCUCCCUUGCCAAAUAAUUCGCUGACAGCUUUGGUGACUCCAACGACGAUCAUGGUGGGCAGAAUGUAGUUCAGAGCACCUGUGAGCUCAAACAUGAUGACCACCACGGAUAUGGUGAUGUGCAUGAUGCCACUGAGUGCCGCAGCGGCCCCUAGCAGGGCAUAUGUCCCUGGUGUGAUGCAAGGCUCGUCAGGCUUGCAUGCGGAAAAGAAGACGCUGGUGGGAUUGGCUUCGUGAAUAGCUUGAACAAGAAUUCCGAUUGUUCUUCCGAACGAUGCUCCAAUCGCCAUUGAAGGAACGAAGAUACCAGCGGGAACCUUGCAUCCAUAGGAUAGUAUAACGAGGAAAAGCCUUAGGAAGGUCGCCAGGAACAGUGAAAUUAUGUUCCACCAUCUCUUGUCAGGCUCGCAGAGACCGUGGUACGAUUCUCCACGUCCGCACUCCGAGAAGAGAAUCUCCAUACUCUCUGUCAUGUCAAUCCUCAAGAAGGCGUUGGGGUAGGCAAUAAUAGCAGUUCCCGCUGCCAGUAAAGUCGCUUCGAGAACUGCAUACUCUUUCAAGUACUUCUUUCUGAAUGACUGAACCCGCAGAUUCCACUUAAUCACAAAGGCUCCGUAGAGACCUCCGAAAAUACCAAUCAAGACGUAGAACAGCAGCUCGAAGAAGUGCCAGUCAUUCUUAUACUCAACCUGGAACAUGACCAGUUGCCCCGUUCGAAAAGGAUUCAUAGCGGCGAGAACAGCUGUCGCGACAAGGGCACAGAAAUAGCUUCGCCACAAUGUCUUGAGAGGAAACUGGUUCGACAUUUCCUCAAGAGAGAAAAGCACACCGCCGAUAGGACUGCCAAAGGCGACAGCGACACCGGCAGCUGCCGAGGCGCUCAGGAACUCCCUAGUCUUAGAAGCGUUGCGUUUGUAUUUGUCGAAGAGCCGAGAGAUCACAUUUCCCGUACACACGGCGUAGUGUACACUUGGGCCUUCCUUUCCAACCGACAAGCCAGAGGCGAUAGCCAGAGGGAGACAUACUGAUUUGAUGAUCAAAGUCCACCAUCCAAGAAAGCCUUUCAUAACGAACCCGGCAAUGAUGCACUUGAUCUCAGAAAUACCUGAACCGGCAGCAUAUGGUGCAAAAGACUUGACCAAGGUGCCCGCAACACAAGCAAAUAGAGUCUAUGUCGUUAGGAUGCACAAGUGCGAAGGAAGACUUGGCACUUACUGCAAAGACAAAAUAG
Fusarium odoratissimum NRRL 54006 is the source of this 2973-nucleotide messenger RNA. RefSeq lists its product as uncharacterized. Bases 131 to 766 code for a protein of 211 amino acids. NCBI's taxonomy places the organism in Eukaryota, Fungi, Ascomycota, Sordariomycetes, Hypocreales, Nectriaceae. The record is from RefSeq and is a predicted model, not a curated record. The transcript is spliced from 4 exons.